Onthophagus taurus is the source of this 3206-nucleotide messenger RNA. It is a transcript of the gene e, whose product is annotated as nonribosomal peptide synthetase ebony. NCBI's taxonomy places the organism in Eukaryota, Metazoa, Arthropoda, Insecta, Coleoptera, Scarabaeidae. The record is from RefSeq and is a predicted model, not a curated record.
UUCCGCAUAUCCCCACCAUGUUGCUGAAGUACUUCUUCCUAUCAUUUCGUGAUAAAUUGAGUGAACCCAGUUCAACCGACCCUGUAACUCGCAGGUAAUUCCGUGGCGUUCGCAACUACAAAUUUCCUGCGGUGUGUUCGGUAUUCUUUUACUACAAAAAGAAGCAUAAAGAUUUUUACUUAUAAAAAUUGUGUUUGCUGAGAUUUGAGAGAUUCACCAAGUGGUUAUUCUUUGUUUACUUUUGCUGCUUAUAAGAAAAUAGAUAAUGGGUUCAAUACCCAACUUAUCCAUCAUAAGAGGUCCAACAAGACCAUUAAAACCAAAUUCAAUACACCGUUUAUUCGAAGCUGUUGCGCAAAAAGUUGAUGAUACGGCUUUAAUUUUUGAAGAUCGUAAAACAUCCUACAAAGAAUUAAACGAAAAAUCUAAUAAAAUCGCAAGAGCAAUUAUAAGAAGCGUAAAAGCUGAAAAUUUGCCAUCUAACAAUGACGGAGAUUAUAUCGUUGCUGUUAGUAUGGUGCCUUCGGAUAAUUUAGUGGCCGUUUUACUUGGAAUAUGGAAAUCUGGGGCUGCCUAUUUACCGAUUGAUCCAAGUUUUCCCGGCCCUAGAAUCGAACACAUCUGCAGAGAAGCUAAACCGUUUCUAAUUGUUUAUGAAAACGAUUCCGAUUAUUUUGUUAACCCGAAAAAGAUUUCUUAUAACAAUUUAAUUGAACGAGGAGAAAUUUUGUCGGGGGAUAAUCUUAAAUGUCAGGAUUGUUUAAGACAUGCUAGAGAUGAUUUGGCUAUUGUUUUGUAUACAUCUGGAAGUACUGGAAUUCCUAAAGGUGUUCGUUUACCACAUAAUAUUAUUUUAAAUCGACUUUAUUGGCAAUUUAAAACGUUUCCGUACAGCCAGUCAGAAAAAGUGGGAGUUUUUAAGACGGCUUUAACUUUUGUGGAUAGCGUCUCUGAAAUAUGGGGUCCCCUCAUAAAUGGAAUGUCUAUUUUGGUGGUCAAAAAAACAAUAACACAAGAUCCAGAAAAACUGGUUACCCUUCUUGAUAAGUACAAGAUAGAAAGGUUAGUCCUUGUGCCUUCACUUCUGAGGUCUCUAUUGAUGUACUUAAAAUCGCAGAAAAAACACGGAGCAUUAAAACAUUUACGACUUUGGAUAUGCUCAGGAGAAACUCUUGUGGUUUCUUUAGCUAAAGAAUUUUACCAUCACUUCCCAGAAAACGAACACAAAUUAUUAAACUUUUACGGAAGUACUGAAAUAAUGGGAGACGUUACUUUUCAUAUAAUCGAAGGAUUAAAGCAGCUAGAACAUCAAGAGAAAGUUCCAAUUGGAUUACCUUUAGAUAACACCAUUAUUUACCUUUUGGAUUCAAAUUAUAGGCCUGUUAAAGCUGGGGAUGUUGGUGAAAUUUUUGUUUCCGGCUUAAAUUUGGCGUCAGGUUACGUAAACGGAAGAGAUCCCGAAAAGUUUAUUGAAAAUCCUUUAGCUAUCGAUCCGACUUUUGCACGACUUUACCGAACCGGGGAUUUUGGUAAAAUUGAAAAAGGAACGAUUUUAUACGACGGAAGAACUGAUUCUCAAGUCAAAAUUCGUGGACACCGCGUGGAUCUUGCCGAAGUUGAAAAAGCUGUAAACUCACUUGACGAAAUUGAAAAAGGAGUGGUGCUUUGUUAUAAACCCGGUGAAAUUAAUCAAGCACUUCUAGCUUUCGUAACAUCAAACGCUUUAGUUAGCGAAAACCAAAUUGAAGAAAGUUUAAGAAAAAAGCUCGCUUCUUAUAUGAUCCCCCAAGUAAUUAUUUUGGAUGUAAUUCCCUUAUUGGUUAAUGGAAAAGUUGAUAGGCAAGCUUUAUUAAAAAGUUAUGAAACCGUUAAUAACAACGACGAUACUUGUUUUCAAGUCGAUAUUAAUUUCGAAGGUGUCCCAACGGAUAAAAUCGACGAAGCUAAAGCUCUCUUUGAAACUGUCGCUAACGUUUUAAAUAGAUCUGCGAGAUCGGCUAUUAGUGUUAACGCCAAUUUUUACGAAAUCGGUGGAAAUUCAUUAAACUCCAUUUUUACUAUAACCGCUUUAACUGAAAAAGGAUAUCACAUCAGUAUUGGAGAUUUUAUCGCGGCAAUGGAUUUUGGGGAAAUCCUCGAACGUAUGACAAAAACCCAUGAAACUUCUGUUAAUAUCAAACCACCAAAUUACACAAUGGAAAAUUUAAAAGACGAACACAAAUCGGCUGUUAUUGAUAUGAUCACAACUAGUUUUUAUCAAAAAGCUGAUUUGGAACAGUGGUUAAUGCCGGAUCUUUCAACGAUGGAUUAUACGGAAUUAAUAAAUGCAAUGUGGGAACCUUUAUUAGAAAAAAAUCUUUCAUUCGUCGCUAAAAAUGAAAAUGGGAAGUGCGAAGGUGUCGCUCUCAAUUUUGAUGCUAGGGAUGAACCGGAAGUAAAUAUUACGUCCAAAUUAACCGUUGUUUUUGAAUUCUUAGAGUUUAUUGAAGGUCCAAUAAGAGAUAAUAAUCUUCCUCCUGGUAAAGGCAAAAUCCUUCAUUCGUUUAUGAUGGGAACUCAUUCCAGUUUAACGCCGAAAGAAAAUGUUGCAAUUAUGCAUUAUAUGGAAGAAGAAGUUUUAAAAAUGGCAAAAGAUCGACAUUUCGCUGGUAUAUUAACAUCGAAUACUAAUCCGUUAACGCAACAAUUAGGGAGUGAUGUUUAUGGGUACCAAACGUUGUUGGAUUACCAAGUAAAUGAUUACGUAGCUGGAGAUAACACAAAACCUUUUGGAAUGGCACCUGAUGACCAACGAGUUAAAGUACAAUGGAAACCGAUUUAAAUAAGAGCUUUCAUUAAAAAUUAAGUUCCUUUUCUUUUUCUUAAGAAAAAAAUUUGCUGUGAAAAGUAUGUUGUUAAUUUUUCUAUUAAUUCUUUUUUUCGAUUAUAUUUUGGUGUUAUUUAAUAGCGGAGAGAUGAAAAAUUGUACAAAUAUCAUAAAUUCUUGCCCGUUUUAGUUGAUAUAGUUUAAGGAUUUAUUACGACUAACUAUUUUAGUUCGCACCAAAUAUAAUGAGCAUUUAUUAGAGUAGAAAACACACAACUAUUACAUAUUUAAAACUCGUAGGGUUAAUAAUGAUUGUAAGAUAAUAAUGUAUAUUUUAAAAAUUGUAUUAGAUUCAUUUUUGAAUGUGAUUAUAGUAAUAUAUAAAAUUAAUAAAAUUAAA